CGGGCCGCUGCGCAGGUCCGGAACUGCGGCCGCAAAGGACGGCGGUGCCGCCAUGGCGACGGCUUUCAAAACAGUGGAACCGCUGGAAUAUUACAGGAGAUUUUUGAAAGAGAACUGUCGACCUGAUGGGAGGGAGUUGGGUGAAUUCCGAGCAACCACUGUCAACAUAGGUUCAAUUACAACUGCAGAUGGUUCUGCCUUGGUGAAGUUGGGAAAUACUACAGUAAUUUGUGGAGUGAAAGCGGAGCUUGCUGCACCUGCAGUAGAUUCUGCUAAUAAGGGAUAUAUUGUUCCAAAUGUAGAAUUGCCAUCUCUCUGCUCAACGAGGUUUCGCUCCGGACCUCCUGGUGAAGAGGCUCAAGCAGCAAGCCAGUUCAUUGCAGAUGUGAUUGAAAAUUCACAGAUAAUAGCAAAAGAAGAUCUGUGUAUUGCUGAUGGCAAGCUUGCUUGGGUGUUAUACUGUGAUAUCAUAUGUCUGGACUACGAUGGGAACAUCUUGGAUGCCAGUACCUUUGCUUUGUUAGCAGCACUGAAAAAUGUGCAGCUGCCGUCUGUGACUAUAAAUGAAGAAACUGGUUUGUCCGAAGUUGAUUUCAAGCAGAAGAAUCCCUUGGUUAUCAGAAAGCAUCCAGUUGCCACGUCGUUUGCUAUAUUUGAUGACACAUUACUCAUUGUGGACCCAACUGCUGAAGAAGAAGACUUAGCAACUGGAACAGUGACUGUUGUCACAGAUGAAGAUGACAGACUUUGUUCUGUCCACAAACCAGGUGGAAGUCCUCUGACAGGAGCCAAGCUUCAGGACUGUAUCAGCAGAGCCAUUACGAGACACAAAGAAGUAAAGAAGCUGAUAGACAAAGUAAUAAAAAGUAUAAAGCCCAAGUGAACAAAAAGAUCUUUUCAAAAGUGGAUUUAUAAAAAUUGUAUUUGUUACGGUGUUCACAAACCUUUUUAUACUAAAUAAACAAAUACUAAUACUACA
Tympanuchus pallidicinctus (lesser prairie-chicken) is the source of this 979-nucleotide messenger RNA. It is a transcript of the gene EXOSC8, whose product is annotated as exosome component 8. Gene Ontology annotation, biological process: nuclear mRNA surveillance; exonucleolytic trimming to generate mature 3'-end of 5.8S rRNA from tricistronic rRNA transcript (SSU-rRNA, 5.8S rRNA, LSU-rRNA); U5 snRNA 3'-end processing. The transcript has 11 exons. Lineage: Eukaryota; Metazoa; Chordata; Aves; Galliformes; Phasianidae. Gene Ontology annotation, cellular component: cytoplasmic exosome (RNase complex); nuclear exosome (RNase complex). The coding region runs from base 53 to 883 and encodes 276 amino acids. The record is from RefSeq and is a predicted model, not a curated record.